Postia placenta MAD-698-R-SB12 is the source of this 756-nucleotide messenger RNA. RefSeq lists its product as hypothetical. The record is from RefSeq and is a predicted model, not a curated record. Gene Ontology annotation, molecular function: endonuclease activity. The transcript has a single exon. Lineage: Eukaryota; Fungi; Basidiomycota; Agaricomycetes; Polyporales; Adustoporiaceae. Bases 1 to 756 code for a protein of 251 amino acids.
AUGACCAGCAGAAUUAUAUUAAAAAACAAAAAAACUUUAAAUCUUUUAGAAAGAUUUCCUAGAUCAAAUAGAAAUUAUUUACCAGCUAACAAUCAGUGUAAGGCUAUAGUAGUAUGGUCUUCAAACCUGGGUAGUACAGUUAAUUAUCCGCAAUUUACUUCUAUAGUCAGACAUAUGGUUAAUAUACCUACUAACUUACGAUCGAUGUUAGGUGGACUAUUAAUUUCAGACGCUUGGUUGGAAAUAAAUAAAUUAGGUAAUACUAGAUUUUUUUUUAAACAAAGUAUGGCUCACUCUGCAUUUGUCUUUUUUGUUUUUAAUAGACUUUCUCAUUUUUGCUCUUCUUAUCCUAGUAUUACAACUACUUCUAUAAAAGGUUACAAAUUUAAAGGUAUUUGUUUAAACACUAGAGCUUAUCCUUGUUUGACUGAAUUUUAUAAUAUGUUUUAUGUAAAAGGCGUUAAGAUUGUCCCUUUAGAUUUAUAUGAAAUGGUUGAUUUUGAAUUUUUAGCUUAUUGGAUAAUGAGUGAUGGAUCAAAAGCUGGCAAUGCUCUUUAUCUACAAACACAAUCUUUUACUGUUAAAGAAUGUGCUUUUAUUAUAAGCAUAUUAAUACACAAAUUUAAUUUAGAAUGUAGUAUUCAUAUGCAAAGAAAGCAGCCUACUAUUUAUAUUUCAGCAAAGUCUAUGAAAAAAAUAAGAGCUAAUUUAUUACCUUUUUUUCAACCAUCUAUGGUAUAUAAGUUAAAUAUUUAA